Messenger RNA from Fusarium keratoplasticum, 828 nucleotides. Its product is annotated as AB hydrolase-1 domain-containing protein. The coding region runs from base 1 to 828 and encodes 275 amino acids. Lineage: Eukaryota; Fungi; Ascomycota; Sordariomycetes; Hypocreales; Nectriaceae. The transcript has a single exon. The record is from RefSeq and is a predicted model, not a curated record.
AUGUCGGAAGAACAAGUGCCCAGCCAAGAACUCUUUUUCCGUUCAUACAAUGAAUCUUCACCAAUUACACUCGUGCUCCUCCACGGCCUCUUUUCUUGCAGCCUCGAGUGGGAGCACGUCGUGCCUCAUCUGAAAGAAUAUCAUGUCAUAGUCCCCGACCUCCCCAAGCAUUCCCAGUCACGAAAUAUUGGCCCAUUCUCACUAGAUUUGGCUGCGAACAGUGUCGCAAAUCUCAUCAAGAAUCAUGCGCACGAUGGAAAAGCCCACGUCAUCGGCCUAUCGCUAGGCGGCUUUGUCACCAUGGAACUCAUACACCGCCAUCCAACCCUUGUCAACUCUGCCUUUGUUACCGGAUCGGCACCCUUUUUGCCUUGGCAAGUCUGGGCGGCAAAGCGACCGAGCUUGCUACACUAUGGUCUAUCGUUUGUGCACUCCACGGGACUCUACGCGUUUAUGGUGUGGAAAGCCGGCCUCAAGAGCCAUGGAGAGUUGUCAAAGGAGAUUGUUGCCAAUAACGACUGGAACUUGGUAAACGACGCAUAUGGGGAACUCGCUGAGUGGCAGCAGGAGGCUGUUAAAAGAGUUGCUGCGCAAGACAAGCGCAUCCUGGUGGCUGGCGGCGAUCAAGGUGAUAACCUUGAGGGCACAAAACAACUGGCUCUCGAACUUCAACGACAGGGAAAUACGGAUGGCAAAAAGAGCUGCGCUUAUGUGGUCAAGGGCGCAACUCAUGCAUGGGAUUUACAGUUUCCAGAACUUUUUGCUGAUGGGAUCAAAGCCUGGAUUGAAGAAAGGUCUUUGCCUAAAGGUUUUGAGAGUCUGCUAUAG